Haliotis rubra (blacklip abalone) is the source of this 1886-nucleotide messenger RNA. RefSeq lists its product as uncharacterized. Gene Ontology annotation, biological process: positive regulation of voltage-gated potassium channel activity; regulation of synaptic transmission, cholinergic; sleep. The transcript is spliced from 3 exons. Lineage: Eukaryota; Metazoa; Mollusca; Gastropoda; Lepetellida; Haliotidae. Bases 58 to 489 code for a protein of 143 amino acids. The record is from RefSeq and is a predicted model, not a curated record.
CCUAGUUAUCAAGCGGCCAGGCUAAGUCCGCAGAUACGGUACGAAUUGACUUCAACGAUGAAGGCGAUUCUUGCCACUUUCGCCUUAAUUGUGGCAGUAUUUGUGAUUUUAGAUACAGGUUCGGCCAUCAAAUGUUUCCAGUGUAACUCGUAUCAUCAGCAUGAUUGUGCAGACUGGUUCGACAACGUCACACAACACUUGACACAGUGUAAAGAUGAUGAAACCCUUUGUCGGAAGGUUGUGCAGGAAGUAUAUUUUGAUGGCAAGUGGGAGGUCCGCUACGUCCGACAAUGUGCGAGUGCAGGGGUGAUUGGGAUGUACGAAGGGCGGGUGUGCCAGGAACGUCUCGGAACGUACCGUGUGAAGAUGCGAUACUGUCACUGUGACAACCAGGAUGGCUGCAACAGCGGUGCAACUUUGACGACGUUGACACCAGUCAUAGUGGGAAUAGUUGUGACAUUAUUUCAAUAUGUGCUGCCAAAGUUAUGAAGAUCAAACAUUUUGGACCUUUACCCUGGGGAAUCACAAGAUCUAUGCAAGUCUUGAGAAAAAACAUAUGACCAAUAAGCUGAGAUGAUGAUUGUAAGAAACAUAUGUCUACAUAUCAAUCAACAUACCAAUCAUGCUGCUGAAAUGCAUGCCAGUUAACAAAUUCAUGUCUCCUCCAGAUUUCAAGAAAAAAAAUAUUUUCCAUGAGUAGACACAUUGAAAGUAUCCAAGUUACUUUCCAAUUUUUAUGUGGCAUAAGCAUGUUUGUUAUUUUCAGUCAUGUGAAAUGUUUUCCACCCAACUUAUGCUACAACCAUUAGACAUUAAGAGAGGUUCUACUUCCUCAUUACAUCAUUUAACUGAAAUGACAACUGUUGAGAAACAUGAUUAUUGUUUAAUCAGCCAGUUGAUAACCAUCGUGCCUAUAGUCAUUCUUUAUCAUGAAUGCUUGUAUCCACAUCAGUAAGGGUGACAUGUUAUCAGUUGAAACUGUUUUUGUGACAAAAGUAUUUUCAUUAUUUAGAGUCAUAUGAAAUGUUUUCUUCCCGUGUUUUGGUAUAACCAUUCUACUAUAAGAGAGAGGUUAUUCUUUUUGCUACACAAUAUGUAACUAGGGAGUUCUUCGUGUUUUACCAUACUGUUAUUCCACCUCGGAGAAAGAGCCAUAUCUGAUACACUAUACUAGUACCAUGUAAAUCACCAAAAUUCAUUAUCAGUUCUUGAAUUUUGAUACGUCAGAAUUUGAGGAGAAAACAAUUGUUAGUUAAUGUGUACUGAUUUAUCAGAUAAUAACCAUCCUGUCCAUAGCUGGUCAUUGUCAUGAUUGCUUAUAUCCUCGUAACAGCCAUCAACCAUUGACCUGUUGUACAUAGCGACUCCUGUAUAUUUGUACAUUUGAUAUAUCUUUUAUACAGAUCACUUAAUCAAACAUGAAUGUCUUUAUCCAUGUAGUAAUAUCUCUAGAUAGGUGACCAUUUAAUUCUUCUGAUAAUUUACCAUCAUAAGGUUUAAUUAGUUUAUUUGAAUAAAAAUACAAAUUAAUUUCUCCACUUGUUCAUAUUAGCUUAACAUUUUUAAAACGAUUUUUUAGAAAAAAUGUGAUUUGAGUCCAAGAUAAUAGUCACAGACAUAAAUAUUGACCUUCUCUUGCCUGUCAAAGGUCUUGAAUUUUUGACCUGUUCAUAUAGCUCUAUAUUGUCAUUACUUACAAUGAACAAGGCAGUUUCUUGCAUGGUAUAAGAAUUAUUGUUCUAAUACCAUUCUCAUAAUGGAUGUAAAAUCUGUAGGUAUUAUGUAUGUCAUUUAGUUUUAUAUAUUAUGGCAAUACAGUGUUUUAUAAAUGAAAUGUGGCUUUUAGUAAUUUUAUCUUUUUUAAUAAAUAAUAAUUUUGUACAUGA